Molecule: messenger RNA, 567 nt
Organism: Peniophora sp. CBMAI 1063
Lineage: Eukaryota; Fungi; Basidiomycota; Agaricomycetes; Russulales; Peniophoraceae
Source: the annotation of a GenBank genome assembly
AUGGAUGCACCAAUAUAUUACUCGACGGCGGAGUAUAUCGAGACUGACACAGGGAAUAAAGUCUCUCGGCGCGCUGCGAUUUCGGGUCCGCAAAAUAUCAUCCUCGGUGGCAAGACCAUAAUAUCUAGUGGCGCUAUCAUACGAGGAGACCUCAAGCGUGCUGGGCCAGGUCAUUCUGUAGUGAUCUCCCUGGGUCGCUAUUGCCUCGUCGCUGAAAACUGCAUCAUGAGGCCACCUUACAAGACCUACCGUGGCGCGUUCAACUACUAUCCGAUGAAGAUUGGUGAUCAUGUUCAUAUUGGCGCCGGUUCGGUCGUUGAAGCCGCAACCGUCGGCAACCACGUCUUCAUUGGCAAGAACUGCGUUAUCGGCAAGUUUACCAUCAUCAAGGACUGCGCCAAGAUCUCGGACGGUGCUAUUGUACCGCCCAAUACGGUCGUACCUGCACACGCGCACUUCGCGGGGAACCCGGCGAGGUUCGUCGAGGAUUUGCCCGAGAGCACGCAAGAAAUUGUUGAGGCAAGGACAAAGACGUACUAUGGUCGUUUCCAGCCUAUGCCGCGAUGA